UCAAUCUCGACAGACCCAUGCAAGAUACUUAUCCUCAUCAACACCAGGAACCGAUACUUGCAGACCUUCGCCUUAUUUCACUAGAGGAAGCUGUAAUCUGGACCCAUGAUAAACUUUCUAAAUUUGUUCCGGAGUCAAUCGACAUCGCAAGUUUGUGCAAACGUCCACGCGAGCUUUUAUAAAAUGUAGUGCGGUUUAGGCGUGCGACCAGAUCUAGAUCGCCGAGCCGAGUGGACUAUAUACGCGCUUUUCGACUUUUCGAUCGCGGCAGGCCGUCGCUUGAACCUACCGCGUGUUUUUUUCCAGUUUUCGAACAUUUCCAUUAUAGUUAGAUGUGACAUUUGGAACUGUGCGGUUUUUUGGACACCCCUGAGUGUCGGGACCUGAUUUGGCCGGUUCGUUGUACGGAUAUUGUUAGAAGAAGAAUGACUGACGAGAACAAGAACAAAAACUACGAGGGAGAAGAGGAUGACAUAAUCGACAAAGCCAUUGGGAAAUUCGGGAGAUGGCAGUGCCAGCUCACUUUCCUCCUGGCCCUCUUCAACAUACCCUGCACCUUCCACAUCUUCGUGCCAACUUUCCACGGCAGAGAGAGGCCAGUGUGGUGCGCCAAACCGGCUAGAUUCUCCAACGUCUCUCUGGACGUCUGGAUAGACACGACGGAGCACGACGGCUACUGCAGGGUGAACGACACCAGGAACGCAAGCGUAGACGCCUUCCACCACCUGGUCGACGUCGGGAAAGACCUGGUCGACUGCAAAAAGUGGGAGUUUGGGGGUGCUGGCGAGACUAUUAUAUCAGAGUUUAACCUUGUCUGCGAUCGAAAAACUCUCCUAAAUAUGGCGGAAAUGUGUUUCCUGGCUGGGGUAGCAGUUGGUGGACUCAUCUGUGGCAUAAUCUCAGACAAAUGUGGAAGAAAAAGGACGCUACUCUGCUCGGUCUGCAUUCAGUCCUUGAUCGGUUGCUCUAUAGCCUUCGUACCCUACUUUGAGCUAUACUGCAUUUUACGGUUACUUCUCGGAUUCAUCUCGGUCUCAGUGGUUUUUAGCGGCUUCGUUCUAUCCAUAGAGCUGGUAGGAGGCCACUGGAGGACUGUAGCCGGCAUUUGUUACCUGUUUCCGGUGUCUUUGAGCUACAUGAUCAUUUCCGGACUGGCUUGGUUCCUCAGGGACUGGAGGCAGCUCCAAUUCGCAGUAUCAGCUCCGGGUCUCCUCUUUUUAAGCCUCUAUUUCAUCCUUCCGGAGUCGCCCAGAUGGCUUUUGGCCAUGGGAAAAACGGACCAGGUGAUGAAAGUGCUCCAAACAGCUGCCAGGGUCAACAGGAAAGAUCUACCUCCCAACAUAGACAAGCAACUCCUAGCCCCGGACGGCGACCCUGAAACCGAGUCUUUGGGCGUGUUGGACCUCUUCAAAACGGCCGAGAUGAGGAAGAAGUCCUUCCUGCUGUACAUCAUUUGGUUCAGCGUGUAUCUGGUGUAUUACGGCUUGGUGUUGAACUUGGAAAACAUCGGCGGGGACCUCUACAUCAACUCUGUGUUGACUGGUUUGGUGGAAGUUCCAGCCUUGGCUGUCAGCAUACCGAUCCUGAUAAAAGGUGGACGUAGAUGGCCGUUGGCGUUGACCAUGAUAUUCUCGGGGGUUGCUUGCACCUUCAUCGUUCCUUUCAAGAUGUUCCAUAACAACCUCCAAUGGGUGGUCACCACUUUUUCCAUGAUGAGCAAGAUGAGCAUCAGCUCGUCGAAUGCCAUAAUGCCAGUUUUCACAGCGGAAUUGUAUCCCACCACGCUUAGGAACAUCGGUGUGGGUGCCAGUAACGUGACCGCUGGUAUAGCCCUUAUGCUGGUACCUUAUCUCUUUGAAUUGAAAAGUAUCAAGGAAGCUCUGCCUGUCGGCGUCUUGGCCGCCUGCGGGAUCAUAGGUGGAAUUUCGGUCUUGUUCUUGCCUGAAACGGGGAGUCGGCCGCUCCAAGAUACACUGCCCGAAAAAAGCUUGGAAUCCAGGAGGGCCUCCAGGGUAUCGAAAUCCUUCAACACUUGAUUUGAUCGACGACUUUAAUGAAUCUAGAUCUGAAGUGACAUUGCACAGUAUGUGCCUAGAUGUGCCUGAAGUAUCUGUUUUAAUUAAGUGCCUUAGUACUUAUUUAUUUUUUUAUUGUUAGUGUAGUGAAACUGAUGACAGUUUGAGCGACAAUUUCAUGUGUGGAAUAUUUAUACGAAAAAUGCAUUAUUCAGUACCUAUGUACUUAUUUUUAUAUGAAAGUUUCUUAUUCUCUCUUGUUUUAGUUGAAAUAUUAUAUUUUUCAUAUUAACGUGAGCAUGAAGUGUUCUCUUCUUAUAUGCAGGGUACAGAUGAUGAUCGAGGAAAGGAAACGGUCCUUUUUUUCAAUGAAUUCGAAAAGAUUGUUCGUGUAUACAGGGAGCCAAAAAUUUUUACUCAAUUUUUCGAGGUGGACCUCGAAAUUGACGCAGAAUGAGUGAUAUUGAUGUAUUAGUUUCGUAAGUUUUUGUAUAUUGAUGUUGUUUUAAAAUAUCAUUAAAGAAUUUAUACCGAA
This is a messenger RNA of Coccinella septempunctata (seven-spotted ladybird), 2550 nucleotides long. RefSeq names its product solute carrier family 22 member 13-like. The transcript is spliced from 7 exons. Gene Ontology annotation, cellular component: membrane. The record is from RefSeq and is a predicted model, not a curated record. Gene Ontology annotation, biological process: transmembrane transport. Gene Ontology annotation, molecular function: transmembrane transporter activity. The coding region runs from base 426 to 2036 and encodes 536 amino acids. NCBI's taxonomy places the organism in Eukaryota, Metazoa, Arthropoda, Insecta, Coleoptera, Coccinellidae.